Molecule: messenger RNA, 1585 nt
Organism: Aspergillus uvarum CBS 121591
Lineage: Eukaryota; Fungi; Ascomycota; Eurotiomycetes; Eurotiales; Aspergillaceae
Product: cation diffusion facilitator family transporter
Exons: 2
Coding region: 31-1389 (452 amino acids)
Biological process (GO): monoatomic cation transport; transmembrane transport
Cellular component (GO): membrane
Molecular function (GO): monoatomic cation transmembrane transporter activity
Source: RefSeq, a predicted model, not a curated record
CCCGUUUCCCAACCACACCCACUGAACAAAAUGGAGGAAACGCAUCGACACGGCGCGUCGGUGCCCCUCACUCAUCUCCAUCCUCACUCCCAUAUCUCUCACGAUACCUCAAUUGCCUACAAUGCCGCCACGACCACCGCCCUGGAGCCAUCCGCGCCGCACCGCCGCAUCAGCAUCGGCAGCGACGAGGAAAGCCAGCCGCCCCCGCGCUACACGCUGGAGAACGACCCAUUCCAACUGGCCUCGAAACUGAAAACCCCCGAGGAGAUCGAGCAGAUCCAGCCGCAAGCCAACACGGCCCGCAAACGCGAUUCCGUCCAGCAACGAACCUCCUGCCUCCCGUCAACCAACAUCGGCGGCGGCGGCGGCGUGCAGCGGGUGCUGGCCUCGCGGCAACUGCAGGGGUUCUACCAGACGCAGAACGAGAAUAUCGAGCGGAUGCUCAAGCCGGUGGAGGAGCACGUGCGGGCCGCGCGCGAGACGAACAGCAGCAAUCAGCUGAAGUACCGGAUCGCGGUGUACGGCAGCUUCGCGGCGAACGUGAUCCUGUGCGUGCUGCAGCUGUACGGGGCGAUCUCGUCGGCGUCGCUGUCGCUGUUCACGACGAUGGCGGACGCCGUCUUCGACCCCAUGUCCAACCUGACGCUGCUGCUGUCCAACAAGGCCGUCAACCGCGUCGACGCCCGCAAGUUCCCCGCCGGCAAGGCCCGCAUCGAGACCGCCGGCAACAUCUGCUUCUGCUUCCUCAUGUCCGCCGUCUCCUUUAUCCUGAUUGCCUUCUCCGUGCGCGAGCUCGCCGAGGGCUCCGAGAGCGAGACCGGCUCGUUCCACUUGCCGUCUGUCGUCGCCGUCAUCGUCGCCUUCUGCACCAAGUUCGCCCUCUUCCUGUACUGCUUCGCCCUCAAGGACCAGUACUCGCAGGUCCGCAUCCUGUGGGAGGACCACCGCAACGACCUGUUCAUCAACGGCUUCGGCAUCCUAACCUCCGUCGGCGGCAGCAAGCUGCGCUGGUGGAUCGAUCCCGCCGGCGCGAUUCUGCUGUCCGUGCUCGUUUCCGCGCUGUGGCUGCAUACCGCCUACCACGAGUUCCAGCUCCUGAUCGGCGUCACGGCCGAUACCAAGAUGCAGCAGCUGAUCACUUAUAUUUCAAUGACCCACUCCCCCCUCAUCACCGCCAUCGACACCGUCCGCGCCUACACCUCCGGCCCCCGCCUGGUCGUCGAGGUCGACAUCGUCAUGGACCCCGACGACUCCCUGCGCGCCACCCACGACGUCGCCGAGGAGCUGCAGACCAAACUCGAGUCCCUGCCGGACGUGGAGCGCGCCUACGUCCAUGUCGACUACGAGACCACGCACAAGCCGGAGCAUUUCUUGAAAAAGGAGCUUUAGGUUGCGUACCUACUGUCACAGAGGUGAUCGGACUGAAAUAUACGCAGAUGAUCACGCGCGUCUCUUUGAUAGGGGCAUUGGUUCGAUGCUACACCAGGUGUCGCUGGUGUUAUGUUGUAUAUGUGGUGUCUACUGCUACAUCUCUUCUGAGAAGAAUAUAGCUUAAUAUAGAAUACGAUUUAAAUACGAACUCGAC